This is a messenger RNA of Durusdinium trenchii, 1911 nucleotides long. NCBI's taxonomy places the organism in Eukaryota, Dinophyceae, Suessiales, Symbiodiniaceae. The record is from the annotation of a GenBank genome assembly.
GUAGGCAGUGAUUCAGAGGAUGAAAGCUCGCAGGAGGCUGCUGCAGAGAUAGCAGCAAAGGAGGCAGCAGAGAAAAAGAAGAAGGAAGAGAAGGCAAAGGAAGCAGAGCGGAAGAAGAAGAAUCCUAUGGAAGGGAAGAAGAAGAAAGAGGUUAAAGAGGAGAAGCAAAUUGAGAAAAGCAAAAAGAAGAAAGAUGAAGAGGGUGAGAAAGUUAAGAAGAAGAAGGAGGACGAUUCAAAGCCUGUGAAGAGGAAGGGGGAAGAAGAAUGCGUGAAGCCAAAAGGCAAAAAGUCUGAUGAUGCAAAUGAGACGAGCAAAAAGUCGAAAAAGAAGAAGGUGACCAAAGAUGAUGAGAGCACAGAGGAUGAAGAUGAGACGAGCAAGAAGUCGAAAACUAAGAAGGUGCCCAAAGAUGAUGAGAGCACACAGGAUGAAGAUGAGGAGAGCAAGAAGAUGAAGAAGACUGAACGCGAGAAGUCGACCGGCAAGAAGAAGGAAUCCAAAAGGGAUGAUGCAGGCGCAGAAGAAGAAGAGAAGACCAAGAAGUCGACCCGCAAGAAGGAAUCCAAAAAGGGUGAUGAGAGCGCAGAAGAAGAAGGUGAGAAGAGCAAGAAGUCGACCCGCAAGAAGAAGGAAUCCGAAAAGGAUGAUGAGAGUGCAGAAGAAGAAGGUGAGAAGAAGAAGAAGAAGGUUGCCCGCAAGAAGAAGGAAUCCAAAGAGGAUGAUGAGAGCGCAGAAGAAGAAGGUGAGAAGAGCAAGAAGUCGACCCGCAAGAAGAAGGAAUCCAAAGAGGAUGAUGAAAGCGCAGAAGAAGAAGGUGAGAAGAGCAAGAAGUCGACCUGCAAGAAGAAGGAAUCCAAAGAGGAUGAUGAGAGUGAUGAGAGUGCAGAAGAAGAUGAUGAGAAGAGCAAGAAGAAGUCUGCAAAAAAAGGCGCAGGCAAAGAUGAGGAGAGCAAAGAGCUAACAAAGAAGAAGAAGAAGAAGUGUGAGGAAAGCUCUACAGAGGACGAGGAGGAAGGGGGAAGUGGGUCAGAGAGUGAGGCAGAGAGUGAGAGGAGCUCAAAGGGCAAGAAGCGCAAGUUGUCAGGUGGCGAAGAGGAAGCAAAGGGCAAGAGCAAGCUCGCAGAGGCAGAAGACAAGAUGGCCAAGACGGUCAACUCCUCUAGCCACCGAAAGGAGUACAUGCAGUUCAAGCGAUGGAUCGGGAACAAAAAGCGGUUUCCAUCAAAGCUGACUUCGGCGCUGCAAAACAAGGAAAGCCGCGACAAGAUGUUCCACGACUUCGUUGAAGCAGGUGGGGACAUAGAUCAAGUGCUCCUGAAGCAUGAAGCGCGGCUGGAGGAGUCUCAGCGGAGUGAAAUCCGUUGGGGCUUCAGGCCACUCAAGUGGCUUCAGGAUCGACAUGGAGAAAGCAAAGCCGCGAAGUUGGUCAAGCGGAAGACUGAUCUGGGAUUGACCAUCACUGACCCUGAGCUUCCAGAUGAUGAUGAAAAGCUCUACUUUACGAUCAUCAACUUGGACAUGGCAAGCUUGAGCGAGGUCAGGAGGCUUACGUCUCUUGAGAUGGAGGGUCGCAUUGACCAAGCUGGCAUCGAUGCCUUCGUCAAGGGUGGUGGAGUGUUGGACCCGACCUCCCAGCUGAAGAUUGGUGAGAUGGCGGGUGCGCCUGGCAUUGCUAAGCUCAUGGGUGCCAUGGGUGAGUGCAGUAAGAAGGGGAGGAACAAGAGGCAAAAGGAAGAGAACAACACCAAUGGACCAGGUGACACCAAAGAGGCCUGUUUGGAUACCUUUACUAGCUCUUCUUCCUUGACCUGUUUCAGCUCCUUUGCCAACCGUUUGCGAGGUCGUGCCCGAGACACCCUUGACCAGAGCCACAACCCUUCUGACCAAAGUCUUGAAGGAUGUAAAUGA